AUGCAAAACUCCACGGACGAUCCAUCUAUAACUGCCCCUCAGGAUAGGAGCACUCCGUUGGUUGAAGAAAGCCAUGAUCAUGCCCAACAGCCUUCCCCUCCGCCCUCAUCGGGCCGAGUUCCAGAUGCCCUGACAGCGCAAAUGAGUUCGAUGGUGUCCAAGAUGGUCUCCCUGACCGACGACCACAACGAGGAAACCGUCUUUGCCGCCGAGAUCCACAUGGGCCUCAGCCCAGCGGCGCCGUUGGGGCUGCGGCCCGGUAUCUUGCUGCAUGACGGCCCGAGCAAAGAAAAUCGACUUCUCGGGGCCGCCGCGUGGCGCACACCGUUUAGUCCUAAUUCCCUCGCUUUUAGCAUUAGAAGUGCUCUCCUCCUUCCUCCAUUCGUGCCUGGAGGGAGCUCUCCGGGUUUCAUCGAAGAGAUUAUGACUGUGAGGCACCGUUCACCAUACGGUGCAACCCGGGGGCUGUCUUGUACUGCCACUAGUGUGGCGGUGCCAUACCAGUGUCAGGUUAGGCCUGACAAUGACUUUGGAUUCUACUUUUCGACCGGCCUUGGUCGCAACGGCGAUGUCACACGCGAGAAUUUCUGUUGGAGAAAGGUCGAAAAACAUGGUGCGGAUGAUAUCGGCAGCGGAGGAUUCGAUCUCGUACAGUUACCGGCGGCUGCCGGGCAGGCCUCGGUCUCGGACGGCGAGCGACUUGCCACCCUUCGAUGGCUCAAGAAAUUUACAAGACGCUUUUCGCUAAAGUUUUCCCACGUGGGCGGCUCUGAUAUGGGCGUGUAUGAUGAUCGAUGGAGGCUCGUCGUGGUGAUUACUGCGCUUCGGUUAUGGCACCUGCACGUAAACGGAAGAACCAGCAAGACCAUGAUUUCCAUUGGCGGAAUGCUUCGGGGCAAGCUGUAA
Messenger RNA from Pestalotiopsis fici W106-1, 906 nucleotides. RefSeq lists its product as uncharacterized. Lineage: Eukaryota; Fungi; Ascomycota; Sordariomycetes; Amphisphaeriales; Sporocadaceae. The transcript has 2 exons. The coding region runs from base 1 to 906 and encodes 301 amino acids. The record is from RefSeq and is a predicted model, not a curated record.